AUGCGCCCCAGCUCCACGAACCUCCCAGCUAUCGCCCUUGCGCUCCUCGCGACCGCGCUGGGCGCACCCUCGCCCCCUCCGCUCUCCAUCGCCGAGGUCCACAAGCGCCAGUCACCCGGCGCUGGGAGCCUGUACGACUAUGCGCUCGCGAACGCGCACGACGGCGGUGGCUUCAUCCCUCUACGGGUCAAGGUCGCCGCGGACGCCGGCAGCGGGUCGGGGAAUGCGAACGUGGCGGACAUUGGGGGCAACCUGACCGCCCAGGAGACGGCUGCAGCGUCGCCGUCGGCGCUGCCUGCAUCGGAGUCGACAUCGGCGUCCCCGCCCCCACCGCCUCCAGAGCAAGUCACACUGCCCGUCGCCGGCACGAACGAGGACGCGCCGGGCGUCGGCACCCCGCCCGUGCAGGGCUUCGGCCUGACCAGCACCGACUACUACCAGGCCAUGAUCUCGCAGGGGAGCCAGCCGGGCCUGCCCGUGCCGGACGCUGAUCCUGCCAAGAAGUGCGAGUACACCUUCUCCAACGUGCUCGGCGGCGGCGGGACCACGGCCCUCGGCGAGCUGUGGGCGCUCGAAGACUACGUCAACCUCGUUCCGGCCGACGUGCAGCAGGGCGGUAUUGGCGACUGCGGGAUGGGCGCGGGCAUCAUGGCGCUCGUGACCUCUGGCUACCUGAAGCACUUGAAGCGGAGCGUCGUCAAGAUGUUCGACCGCCCGAAUGCAGGCGACAAGACGAUCGCGUUCAGCUUCCGUUCGGGAGGCAAAACCGACAUUGUGAUCGUCGACGACUCGCUCCCCAAGCUGUCGAACGCGAACACCCGGUGCUGGGACUACCUGGGCUACCAGCCCGUCAAGGACGCGGCCAAGCCCGCAGCAGACGGCAGCUACCCGCCCACGCCCAUCUUCUUCAUGCCGCUGUUCGAGAAGGCGUUCGCCAAGUGGCUCGACUACCGCGACGAGCUGCGCAGCUCGACGGCAAAGGGCGCCAAGGGGACAGGAUACUCUGGCCUCGUGGGCGUGCGCGCCGAGAACGUCAUGGCCGCCGUGGUCGGCGGCACCCCGAAGGACGUGUACCGCCAGAACCCGGGCUACGACGCCGGGCUGCUGUUCGCCGCCUUCCGCUGCCUGCAGAGCGACACGCCGUGCGUCAUCGGCACCGUGCCGAUCGACAGCAUCGGUUACCUGGGAAGCAAGGACGCGACGGGCACCAUCAUCCUCCCCAAGGCGGGCGCGCCGGUCGUGUACGUCGGCGACCAGACGCCGCAGAACCACAAGACGUACACCGUCAUCGACUUUGACCAAGUUACCAACGGGCGCAGCACGCUCGUCCAGCUCGUCGGCAACCACGCGUAUGCCAUCGACAAGACGCGCAGCACCGACCCCGCGAAAGGGUGGGCUGCGGGCCACGUGACGCUCAUCAACCCGUGGCAGGUCAACCCCGACUACUGGAAGGACAACACGGGCAGCGGCGUGUGGGGCACCAAGCCCGAGGUGGUGUUGAGCUUCCGUGCGUUCAGUCUCGUCAUCAACUCGGUGCACUGGGUCGAGGACAUCCCGGCGUUCUAG
Molecule: messenger RNA, 1566 nt
Organism: Vanrija pseudolonga
Lineage: Eukaryota; Fungi; Basidiomycota; Tremellomycetes; Trichosporonales; Trichosporonaceae
Exons: 1
Coding region: 1-1566 (521 amino acids)
Biological process (GO): proteolysis
Molecular function (GO): calcium-dependent cysteine-type endopeptidase activity
Source: RefSeq, a predicted model, not a curated record